AUGUUUUCUCCUUUCUACAAGUGGGUUGGGCAAGUGGUGGCUCCUGAUGAGAAUGUGGAUGACGGUGGGGAUGUCGCUAGCUUUUGGAGCGUUGUAGCGCCGGAUCCAGAGUUUGACAAGCUAGUGCAAGGUUCAGCGUCUACUUCCACCGAUGCAACGGCCGAUGAGACGACCAUGACGACACCACCCUCUUAUCAAGGCGAAAUCACUACCAAUACGUCAACACACGAGACUCCUACUGGUCAAGUGGUCCCUCCAUCUGCUGCUUUUGAUGCGCAAUCUCUGAGAUUUUGUCUGAGUUGCAACCAAGUAACGCCCGUUCGACCAGUGCGACCCGCCGACCCGACUAGUACUAGCAGAACGACGACAACUCCGUUUACCCAUGGCACUCCUCUUGCGACAGCCCUGACCAGCCCUGUUGCUGGAUUGAUGCUGGCGACGGGCGAAGAACUAGAAGCCGCCGUAGGAGCCUCUCGCGCCGCCAAAGCCACGGCAACCACCAACAAAUUGACGCAUCUGGAAGAAUUCCUCUUUCGCAAUUGCGCUUCCACCACCAAACUCACCGACAAGCGACUCGCCAAGAUAAAAAAAGUAGUAGAGGCGGACCCGCCCUUGACCAAAUCGCGAGCCAGAAAUUUGGGACUAUUGGCGCCGGAUGGAUCCACUCCGUUGAUCACCGCCGCGCAAUCGGGCAAUUUUCCAGCCGCCAAAAUUAUCACGGAAGCCGAUGAAUCAGCACCGUUUGAUCGCGAUUUAACCGGUGCCACCGCCAUGCAUCGAGCCGCCGAACAGGGAGACGUCGCAAUGGUCACGUACUUGAAAGAAAAGCACGAAGAAAAGGGACAAGAUGUGGGAACACUCGUCGAUGCGUCGGGGCAGACACCGUACGGUCGCUUUGUAUUGUCGCCCAAACCCAAGCAAAGAAGCACCCAAACCCAAUUACAAUUACAACAAUUGCUCUUUUCACCCACCGAUCGAUCCAUUCGAGGCAAUCCUCAACCGCCGUUGGCCCGACAAGCCGUCGUGACCGCCCUGCAACUGGCGUAUGGAAUAGCCGACAUGCCCGGUAAACGAGUCACCAUGGAAGAUGCCAUUUGUACCGUGACAUUUGACAAGAAUAAUGGCAGGGACCACUAUUGCUUGCUGGGUGUUUGUGACGGACACGGGGACAUGGGCAAGACGUCGCAGUUUGUAUCCGAACACGUGGCGGCCUUAUUACAACAACAACACGCCACCGAAUUUACCACCUGGCAACAAGUCUGGAACGCCAUUUGCCUCAAGGUCGAUGCGGAUCUCAAGAAAAGUGGUCGACCGGGUGGUUCCACGAGCGUCUUUUGUCUCGUGACCAAGGACGAAAUUGUAGUGGCCAAUGUGGGGGACAGUCGGUGCAUUCUCGUGCAAAAGGGAUCAGGCAGUGACGAACCGCCGGAACUGGUGGAGGAAACCGUUGGCACUCCCGAAAAGACGACAACUACCAGCGGGGAUGCUCCCGAAACGCCCACUGUCGGCGUCGACGGCACCAUCACCAAUGCGAUCGACCAAGGUUUUGUGGCAGUGGCCAUGUCGGAUGACCACAAACCCAAUCUACCCGCUGAACGACAACGCAUCGAAAACAACAACCUGAAGGUCGUCGAAGCAACCAUUCAAGAAGAUGAUGGUACCACCAGCACAAUCUACAGGGUACAAAAGAGCGAAAACAACACGCUGGCCGUCUCGCGAUCCUUUGGCGACUUUGAGUACAAGAGCAACAAUCAGUUGGGACCGGACGAGCAGGCGGUCAUUGCGGUUCCAGAAGUUCGUGUGCAUUCUCGUGAUGCCACAAAGGACAUGUAUUUGGUGCUCGCGUGUGAUGGUGUUUGGGAUGUGAUGAGCAACGAGGACGUUGCCAAGUUUGUCGUGGACCGUGUCGACGAUCUGGAUCAAGGGGCCGACAACGGGGCGCGUCUCCUCUCUACGGUGGGAGACGAUUUGCUGGAACAUUGUUUGAACAAGGGUUCCACGGACAAUAUGAGUGUCGUCGUUGCCGCACUGUCGCAAACAAUGGACAAGUGCAUGUCUUAUCCAGGGACCGUGCUGCAGUUUGCGUCUCCAGAGCCCAAAAGAUGA
Seminavis robusta is the source of this 2106-nucleotide messenger RNA. NCBI's taxonomy places the organism in Eukaryota, Bacillariophyta, Bacillariophyceae, Naviculales, Naviculaceae. The record is from the annotation of a GenBank genome assembly.